AUGGGCCUGAGCUCUUCCAAGGCACACCCCAAGGUGACCAAGGUGGCACCGAUGCCUGUCGGGGAGCACCUGCCCACUCUUGCUGCUCCAUACCGGCUGCCCAGCGUGCUGGGAGAGCCCAGCCUGCACCCACCAGCCACGGCCGAGUGGGGAGAACCCACCUUUCACUUUGAACUUCCACCUCUCCGGGAGACCUGGUACGGGAGAGCCGCGGCAGGGCCUCUUGCUUUCAACACCGUGCCAGAAAAGGGAGAAACCAGCAUCAUUAAACAGCACCCACCUCGCAGACCUCAAAGGCUUGAACCCGCUGGCCCUCCACAAGCAAUCGCUCUUGCAAAGCCCUGGAGUCAGCAAGAAGUGGCUGCAAGCCCAAAAGUGAAGGCUCUGGAGAAGAGGGGGAAAAGCCUAAGACACCUCCCUGGAAGGCGGCAGCACUUGCACAAGCUGCAGAUGCUGGAUUUGAUCCGCAGGCGCCGAGAGGCAGAGCUGAAGCAAAAUCUCCACAGGGAGGCAAAAAUCAAUAAACAAAAAAUCAAGGAAUUCAGCCCGAAGAAAGUUCUUGACACUCUUCAGAGAGGCAACAGUGCUGAAAGCCAAGACCUCAUCCCUGCUGAGCACAAUCAGCAUUUUCAUGGAGAUGACCGUGGAAACAUGUGGGGUGGAAGACUCUCCAGGCAGCAUAAUGGGGCCGAACUCUCUCCUGGCAGGAGCAGGAAGGAUAACUUGUGGUUCUGCAGGGAGCCACAGAGGAGAGAUCUGUUCUGGGACACCUCCAGCACAAGCUCCGAGGAGUGGGAAGGGAAAGAGAAGAUUUACCGCAAACCUACGCUUGUGAGAACCAAGACAGAGAGAGUUUCUCUCUUUGAUGACUUCUUUGAUAGGGAUUUCUAG
Athene cunicularia (burrowing owl) is the source of this 891-nucleotide messenger RNA. RefSeq names its product coiled-coil domain containing 198 (gene CCDC198). Lineage: Eukaryota; Metazoa; Chordata; Aves; Strigiformes; Strigidae. The record is from RefSeq and is a predicted model, not a curated record. The coding region runs from base 1 to 891 and encodes 296 amino acids. The transcript has 6 exons.